AUGGAAAUCAAUAAACCCUUCAUCAUUACAAGACGACAAGGUGACUCUCUGUUGCCUCCUGACUGUGAAGAAUUCAAUGAGGCUAUCGAGGAUAAAAUUAGGUUUUUGCAAAGUUCGAAUAUAUUCAUAAUUUGUGCAUUUAUAUAUUAGUGCAUCAGAUUCCUAUACUAUUUCAUCCAUUAUCGAACCACUUGUUACACAUAUGCAAUACUGUGUUUAGUUAUAGUUGGAGGAAACAUUUUCUGGAUUGCAAGUUCAACCUACGGAUUUCUUGGCAUCAAUUCAAGGUCCUCCUCAGAAAUUGGAAAGUACCUCUGUUUGACAUCAACCGUCCUAGCUAUUCGCUUAAUUACAUACUUUUUGGUUUGGGCACUCAUGCAAGGAUAUGCUUAGCAAUACAAUAUUUUAUCUAAGACUCGAUUGCUCCAGGAAAAUUCAACAGCUACUACUUAAUAGACACCAAUUCCUACAGAAAUUACUGAAGACCAGAAGCAAGAAAUCAUUUGCGGAUAACUGUAUUAAGGAACUUUAAUGAUGGUUUAAGCUAUCAUUGAAACAAUCUUCUUAGGAGUCAUUAUCUAUUUUGUUGUGCAGGUCAAAAAGUAUAUAACAAACUACGAAAGUAAUUAAAAAAAAAAAUAAAGGACAUGGAAUCUAUAAGCUUCCAUCGUUUGA
This is a messenger RNA of Paramecium tetraurelia, 675 nucleotides long. RefSeq lists its product as uncharacterized. The record is from RefSeq and is a predicted model, not a curated record. Lineage: Eukaryota; Ciliophora; Oligohymenophorea; Peniculida; Parameciidae. The transcript has 3 exons.